Molecule: messenger RNA, 3855 nt
Organism: Epinephelus moara (kelp grouper)
Lineage: Eukaryota; Metazoa; Chordata; Actinopteri; Perciformes; Serranidae
Gene: kbtbd12
Product: kelch repeat and BTB (POZ) domain containing 12
Exons: 6
Coding region: 178-2040 (620 amino acids)
Molecular function (GO): protein binding
Source: RefSeq, a predicted model, not a curated record
CCCUGACUGACCCAUUCGGCCACAUGAACAACACAUGAAAAACAUGGACACUGACUGGUCUUUUUAGAUCAAAGAUAACAGAGGAGCUGAUGACUAUGAGACAACCUUCUGACUGUUUGUUCAAAGUGCAUAAAACUUCCUCUUUGUAAAUACUAUUGUUACUACAGUUGAGGCGAAAUGGAUCUUACAACCAAACAUGGACUGGUGCUGCUCGACCAGCUGAAGAAGAUGAGGGAGUCUGAGCAUCUGACAGACGUUGUGCUGGUUGCUGAGGGCAUCAGCUUCCCCUGUCACCGGGUCAUCCUGUCCGCCUUUAGCCCAUAUUUCCGUGUAAUGUUUACAUGUGGCCUGCGUGAGUGCAACAACAGAGAAAUAUUCUUGCGCGACACCCCCGCAGACAGUCUGGCCCUCCUCUUGAAUUACAUGUACUGCUCAGAUCUUCCUCUCACUAAUGCCAAUGUACAAGGCAUCUCUAUUGCAGCUUUCCUCCUGCAGAUGGAUGACGUUUUCACUCGCUGUCAGCAGCACAUGACUGAGAACAUGGAUGCCUCGAACUGCCUUGGUGUUUACUAUUUUGCCCGUGACCUUGGUGCAGAGGAACUUGCUGACCAUGCUCAGCGCUUUCUUAGGCAACACUUUGUCCAAGUCUGCCAAAAUGAGGAGAUCCUGGAUCUGGAGGCCCAUCAGCUGGGGAAGCUCCUGAGUUCUGAUGACCUUAAUGUUUCCCGCGAAGAGACCAUCCUGGAUGUGGUCCUUAGCUGGGUCAAACACAGCACUCUGACAGAUGGAGAGGUCCGUUUUCUGCACCUUCCAGAGCUCCUGAGGAAGAUCCGUCUGCCACUGGUAAACCCUGACUAUUUAAGAGAGGCAAUAAGGAGGAACACGGCCCUGCUGGCUGAUGCUGAAUGUCUUGAGAUGGUCAAUCAAGCUUUGGAGGUCGCAUCGAUGCAUCCCUCAGCUGCACCACGCAAACUAAAGCUGCGGUACGGCAUGGAGACCACAGAUCUGCUGCUCUGUGUCGGAAAUGACGGCAGUGGGAUUAGGUCAAGAUAUGGAAAUUUUUCUGAGCGCAGCUUUUGCUAUGCCCCAUCCACAGGCCGGAUCUACUAUAUCACGUCACCUCGCUAUGCAGAGGCUCUGGGGUAUGUGUGUGCUGGGGUUGUAACUGAAAGAAAUGACAUUAUAGUGGCUGGAGAGGCAGGAGCUCGCAGAAUGGCCCGACAGAAGGAUGUAAAUGUUGAGAUCUACAGGUAUAGAGUAGAGGCCCAAGGAAGCUGGGAGCGCCUGACGUCAGCAGAGUACCGAGAUUCAUAUGCUCUGGGGUCACUGGGUGACACUCUGUACCUGCUGGGUGGACAGAUGAAGCUGAAGAACCAGUUUCUCAUUACUAACUGUGUGGAGCGAUGGUCUAUGCAAGGAGGACCCUGGCGCAGUGCAGCACCCCUGCCUUUGCCUUUGGCCUAUCACAGCGUGGUCACAAUGAAAAAUCGCAUUUAUGUGAUAGGUGGUCGAACGCCACAGUCAUACCGGAUGGAUGAUGAGCCUGAAUGUCUUAGUAACCGCCUUCUGGAGUAUAAUCCAGACACAAAUAAGUGGACAGAGCUGUGUCCCAUGAAGUACUCAAAGUACCGCUGCAGUGUUGUUGUACUCAACAGUGAAAUUUUCGUGAUGGGCGGCAUUGGAUGCGAGGGUGUAGACCGUGGGCAAUCACGCCGCUGCCUCAAUGCUGUGGAGAUCUACAACCCAGAUGGAGAUUACUGGAGGGAUGGACCUCCUCUCCCAACUGCACAACUCUCACUGCGCACCAAUGCCUCUAAUGCAGGAGUGGUGGGAGGCAAAAUCUAUGUGUGUGGAUACUACAAAGGAGCAGAUCGUCAUGAUAAUAUAACUAAGGACAUUUUGGAGAUGGACCCAUGGGAGAAGCGGUGGACAGUGGUGGCUCGGCACGCUCUGAUGCAUGACAACUACGACGUCUGCUUAGUGGCAAAUCUCAACCCGAGGGGUCUCAUGUCCCCCCCUGCAGACUUAGUUAAACAGUGACACCCCUGUCAGAUCAGGUCAAAGUUUGUGUGGGAGAAUUAGUGUAGGAAAUUAUUAAUGCACUUAUUGCUGGGCCAAAAGCAUUCACUUUUUUUUCAAGCAGAAAAGGUUGUAGUUGCCUGCAUGAAAGAGGAUCUGCUGUCAUUGAUUUGCACGUUUAGAGAUUCUCAUGUUAAUGAGAACAGAAAGAUAAUUUGUAAAUACCGUAUGUUUGUUGUUUUUUUAUCUUGUUGUGUAACAUCAGAGACUGAUCACCUGAAACCUGCAGCUGUGUGACACAUGGCAUUAUCAGCAACGCCAGGAAAUUAUUUCCUUGGACAUCCCCCCCCAACAAAAACAGUUUCAAGUUAUUAUUUAAUGUAUGAAAUGUUAAAAAUAGUAGACAAAUUGGAUUUUUUUUGGAUUUUUUGUUUGUUUUGUCCAACUAACAGGCCAAAACCUUACACUAUUCAAUUUACUGUCACAUACGACAGAGAAAAACAGGAAUUCGUCACAUUCGAAGCCUGAACCAUUCGAUAUUUUGUAUUUUUGCUGAAUAAUGACUGAAACAAUUAUACCGAUUCAUUUCUUGUCACUCAAAGGACAACCCAACCGCCAGAAAAAAUAAUGGCAUUCUAACUGUGGUGUAAGGUAGUUAUGAUAGGCCCCAGUGCACGCUAUCAUGCACAUACCGUCUCAUCACAUGAUCCUAGACACAACAUCAACAUAACAUGUUACCCAGCGAUCAUUAUUGCAUAUUUUUAUGUAACAAAAAAUACCAAAGAAAAAUAUAUUUUUUAAUUAAUCUAAAUAAAUAAUUAUUCAUUUAAUUUAACAAUUUUAAUAGUUGAUUUAUAGUUAUAGAAUAAGUGUAUAAUUUCGUUAUAGAUGCUGUUAACUAUUUUACAAAAAAGAAAAAGAAAAAAAUAAACAUCACAGAGAUGAGUUUGCGUUUUUCAAGGGCAUAUAUAGCAAAUGGCACUGUUUAAUUUAACACAGGCAUAUUUUCAUGGUGGCAAUCGCUCAUAAGGACCCAUUCUCCACCCAACACAUUGUUGGAGAGCCCACUCUCGCUAUGGGCCCUGCACCUCAAAGGCACCAGUGCAUCUGCACUGCCUGCACUGUCUAUAUUUACACCGCCGUUUCUGCAAACCACGGAUAUGUUACAUUUGUAUGUUAUGAUGUAGUGGAUACGUUAAAACUUUACAUUUCAACAAGGCUGUGGUUAAUGUUUGGUUACGUUUAGGUACAAAAACACUUGGUUAUGGUUAGAAAACAGAUCAUGUUUUGGCUUAAAAUACCUGGUUUGGAGGGCACUAUCCACAAGUUUUGGAAGCUAAAAAGCCACUGGAAACACAGUGAUGACUUGCUACAACACAAAUGGUUUUGUUGUGUCUUUGUCUCUUGGCAGCUUGGCAGCCAUCUGAUAGCACAGCACCAACUAUCCCCUUCACCUCUCAGUCACAAAGUCAGCCCAAAUAUAACUUCAGAAACACUUAUAUGUGUGUGUGAAAGACACAAAUGUAACCUGCUAGUGGUUUGCAGAAACGUAUGCCAACAUUUUCUUCUCUCACAUCGGCUGUAGUUCAGGAAGUGAUCAUUGUAGCUCUGGUUAUAAUUAUGGACUUGGAUAUAAAUCAUACCCGAGACGCUGGUUUGGUCUAUUACUGCAGGGCAAAUAUUAAGCCUUAUAAUGCAUAUGGUUAAUUGACAUUGUCAGAUUACAUAUACAGUAUAAAGCUGAAUAUUUUAUGUUGUAUCAACUUGUUUCUUCCUUUUGUGGUAUUUUUGCUAAAGCAUAAUGAAAUGUUUUCUGCUAAUAAACACGCACCUUAU